GGAAUCCCGGGCGCCCGAGGCAGCCUCGCCUCCUCUUCCUUCCCCACCUCCUUCUCCUCCUCCUCCUCCUCCGGAGCGGGGCGCGUGAUGGCGGCAGCCGCUGUAACGGAGGCGAGCAGCGCCGGCAGCAGCAGCACCGAUACCUCCAGCACGGGCGAGGAGGAGAGGAUGAGGCGGCUCUUGCAGACCUGCGACGGCGAUGGGGAUGGCUUCGUCAGCAGAUGGAUGGAGGUCUGCUUGGACGAAGAGCUGCCCCAACUACGGAACUGGAAGAAGGCUUAAGAAAUGGUGCUUACCUUGCCAAGCUUGCGAAAUUCUUUGCACCUAAUGUGGUGUCAGACAAAAAGAUCUAUGAUGCGGAGCAGUCACACUACAAGAGAUCUGGCCUUCAUUUUCGGCACACUGACAACACUGUGCAGUGGUUAAGAGCAAUGGAGUCCAUUGGUCUGCCUAAGAUCUUUUAUCCAGAGACUACGGAUGUUGAUAGGAAAAACAUCCCUCGGAUGAUAUACUGCAUUCACGCUCUAAGUUUAUAUCUCUUCAAACUAGGAUUAGCUCCACAGAUCCAGGACCUCCUGGGAAAAGUAGACUUCACAGAGGAAGAAAUCAGCAACAUGCGAAAGGAGCUAGAGAAAUAUGGUAUACAGAUGCCAUCUUUUAGAAAAAUUGGUGGCAUUCUGGCCAGUGAAUUAUCAGUGGAUGAAGCUGCUUUGCAUGCAGCUGUAAUAGCAAUCAACGAAGCUGUUGAGAAGGGAAUAGCUGAGCAAACCAUUGCGACUCUGAGGAACCCAAAUGCAAUGUUGCUCAACGUGGAUGAGGAACUGGCGCAGGACUAUCAGAAUGAGCUCUUUGACGCUAAAAGGAAGAAAGAAUCAAAUGCAAGACUCAAGGCAGUGGUGUUUCAUUUGUACUCCUAGUACAUGUGUUCCUUCAUGUUUCUUCUUAUGCUGUAGUAUUAUUGUUUCAAAAAUUAACCUAAUUUUUAAAAUUAG
Corvus hawaiiensis (hawaiian crow) is the source of this 992-nucleotide messenger RNA. RefSeq names its product ras GTPase-activating-like protein IQGAP2. Gene Ontology annotation, molecular function: actin filament binding; GTPase activator activity; calmodulin binding. Lineage: Eukaryota; Metazoa; Chordata; Aves; Passeriformes; Corvidae. The record is from RefSeq and is a predicted model, not a curated record. Gene Ontology annotation, cellular component: cytoplasm. Gene Ontology annotation, biological process: regulation of actin cytoskeleton organization.